AUGAUAGGGAAGCUCUUCACUAGCUUGGGCACCGCGAGUGCUACAAGUGCUUCUGCCUCAUCGCAAUCCAAUAGCAAUAACAACAAUAACACCUACAAUGAGGCUCCGCAGUCUCUCGAAUCUAGACAGGAGGAUAUUCAUACGCGGAACCUCUUGUUCCCCGACACCGAGGCUUUGUACCAGCAUCGAAACGAGCAAGUCUUUCCACUGUCCAUGACCUCCGGUCUCCCUCUGGCAUCCAUCGCAGGUGCCUUUGACUAUGAUGGAGAUGUUGAACUCGACACCCGCCAUGUUCGCAUGCUCAUCAUGCAAGACGCUGUCGCCUCCUUUCCAGCUCAGCUACUGUUCGAUAGCCACCCAGGGCCUCCAAAGCCGCCUUCCAUGACCCCAGGAGAUCGCCCGGCAACUGGUAUGGGGACUGUGCAGGACUCGUACAGAGGCCCAACUUCGCCGCGAAAGAGUAGUCUGAACCAGUCAUCGCGACCUCUAGUGAUUCAGCCGGACAGCCCCCAACCGCGCCAAGGCGCGUUCGAUCGCAGGGUCUCGAUGCAAGGCCGAACUCAAUCUCAAGCUGAGACGGACCUCCAGCGCUCACGAAGAGAGUACAAUGACGAGAUCCAUGCCUUUGCAGGCUCCGUGUUUGGAAAUUCGGAAUUAAUGGCCUACAAGGGCACUUCAACAAAGGUCCAUAUCGUCCCUACCGAAAGCCGCCCCGAAUAUGGCGGCUCCUACCUUGGUGACGGCCGUGGCUCCAUCGGUCGGUCGAGUAUACGAUCCAGCAGACUGGCGCAAUCCUAUACAUCGGACAAUGUUUCGCAUCUGCAACCGCACCAGUCGUUCACGUCGUCUGCACCGAAUGCCCGGAGUCUCCCCGAGAGGAGGAAGAUUCUCAUCACAAGGUUAUUUCCCGUGUUACUACCUAGUGAUGACGAGGCACAGAGCGACACUCCUUUGAGUCGAUUCUCGGAUCACAACACCGGCUUUCCCUUUCCGCAGUCUGCUGAAGACGCAAACGCCCCCAAGAAGAAGAAGUUGCAACCCAAACAGAAGCGUACACCAAUGUACGCGGUUGUCUUGGUGGUUCAACUUCCACCCAGUUCUGCGCAGAUGGUACCUCCCUCCACCAUCAGGUCAACUUACCGCGGCUCUAGCUCCUACACAGAGCAAGACUCCUUUCCAUCUUCCAUGAGCUCGGCCCGCCGUUCAGGCUGGACCAUGUCUGGAUCCGGCUUCCCCAUCGACUCCUUGGAUUCUAGCUGCUCCACCGAUGUCGACGACAGGAUGGACACUGUUACUCAACACUGGGAUAUCAUCAUGCGAACCUUGACCCACCUCCAGGGCGUAGUUGCCACCACGCUUGGUGUGCUGCUUAAACAGGCCGACAUAUCUUCGCCAGACCCAUACCCUCCUUCAGUGUCAUCCUAUGCCAGCAGAGCUCCAUCCAUGGGUGGUAGAAGAAGCGAUGAGCCUCACUUUGUCAAGCCUCCCAAGACCAACGCGAAAGUCAUAGCUCUACAGCCCCACUGCCUACAGAACGACGACAAAAUUGUCCAGGAGGCUGAUGCUGCCAGAAUUCGAGUUGUGACGGGGUUGAGUGCACAACGGGUCAUCACAGCGCAGGGGAGAUGGGGAAUUUGGCGAGACGAAGCGAGGUGGAUGGCAAGAAAGGCUGGCGAGAAAGAACAUGGCUUCUUUUUCUUCAACCUCUUGACCGGCUUUCUUGCUACCCACACCGAUUGGCUGAACGCAAUGAGUCCGGCAUGGUACCGCCGAAAGCACUAUCAACAACAAAAGGCCAAAGGCGAGGAUGACCUGUCGCUCCCAGCACGAACCAUCAUCAUCUCGUCAGACAAGAUGAUGGCACGACGGCUCAUAUUCCUUCUUUCUGCUUUCUUACCAUCUCACCAGCACCUUUCUUCAGCCAGAGCUCACCGGCCGAGUAAUUCGACCUCUUUUGGAGCUUUCUCCCAAUCGCCACCUUCAUUGAUCAUUCCAAUCCUUCGCGAAGAAUCACUGAGGCGAAAGAUUAAUCGACGAACUGGGCCGAGGCGAGUUUCACAUUCCCGUACUGUCAGCCAAAGCACACGCGCUUCCGGUGUUCCGCCUCAACUUGCGCACUUGAGCAUGGGGAGCCAUCAUGAAAGACGUGUUUCAGAUGCUACUUCGAUUCGAUCGAAUUUGCCCAUUCCUGGAAACGACCAGGUCAGCCGGAAGAGCAGUGCGGCAACAACGACCACGAUCACCCCAGAGACUACCAUUCCACACUUCGCAACCGCCCAAAGAUUUGAGAACCGACGAAGUCUCAGACCUGGCAGCAGUGGCAGCGUUGCUGCAGACGACCUCAAAAGGACACUAAAGCGCGGUGAAAGUUCGGGGCACGUCAGCUCCGCGAGUACAGACUCUCGCAUGUCAAGCUCGCGUUGGGGUAGUGUCAUCAGCACGCUGUGGAACGGGAAGAGGAGGGAUUCGACGGGCUUGACCACUCCUAGCCAACCCUACAGUAGCAACCCUACAUCUCCCACCAAAUCAGGCCCGGGAGGGCGUCGGGAUAGGUUGGCAGAAAUGGUUCGGGAAGUCGGGCCUGAAGGUUAUCGCCGAACAGACGAUCGCAGUCGAAAGACUGAGAGCAAUGGCAACGGUCCCACAACACCGCGAGGUUUCGAUGAUCCGGCCGGUGACGACGCUCCUGAGAGGGUCCCCUUCCCUGAGCGAGUCCCUGACCCCAGCGGUGACUUCCGUUCUCCAGUCAAAACAUCGAUUAAUGCCGAGGACGGGGUCAUAGACGUUGACAUACCCUUCCCUGACUACAUCACCUCUUUUGAAACUGCAGUCAGCUCACCGUCGAGCAGUGGGUAUCUGUCUACGCCAGGCAUUGGCAAUGGUUUGGAGGGCUUCGAGCAAUUUUCCCGCAUUACAAUCGAUGGCGAUUCUCCGAUGAAUGUUGCCGGUUUCCUCCAGCGGUACCAUCAAGAUUUCAUUCUUCAGGCGGUUCCUCCCCAAGAUAACCUUAUGGAAGACAUCAGAAAGUCUAUGCGAGCCGAGCCGACCCCGUUCAUCACGCAGCCCUUCUACUCUACGGAGCAGCCUGCCGAUCGGUGGGUCGACGUCAGCAGCGCUCUCAUAGCAGACACAACGACCCAUACGAUCAAGCGAGUCCGUUACCGCCGACUCAUCCGACCAAAGCCAUUCACAGACAGGUCAGCGCCUCUCGGGUCUGCGGGUUCAAGCGCCUACGGCACUGCUCCCAUGACGCCGUCUAUUCUCCCCUACGAGACGCAGCUGGAUGAUGAGCUCAUUGAAGAGCAAAUUGCCAGCCUCGAUGAGGUACUAAUUGAUGCUGUCGAGAGGGUUAUUGCACAGAGUAACGAAGUGAGCAAACAAAGCUCAUCGAAUUCGUCCCGAUCAACGAGCAAGCGGCGAGACCGCAGCAAUAGCGAAGCAUCGGUCUCUGUCGAUUCUCGUCACACCACCCGCAUCCCAGUCCCAUCUCAAGAGGUGCCCCGAGACCAAUGUAAGACGGUGGUCUUGUCGGCCCUCGAUGAAAUCAUCCGUGAUGUCAUCGAGGAACGAGACCAUGACACCCCUGAUGCUACAAUCCACGCGGUAGAUCGCGACCGCGAAAGCACUCUCAAAGAGGCUGUUCGAGUUUGGCUCGAGACUGUCGACCCUAGCGAGCAAGUCUGA
Colletotrichum orchidophilum is the source of this 3684-nucleotide messenger RNA. RefSeq lists its product as uncharacterized. The record is from RefSeq and is a predicted model, not a curated record. Bases 1 to 3684 code for a protein of 1227 amino acids. Gene Ontology annotation, molecular function: ATPase inhibitor activity; protein-folding chaperone binding. Lineage: Eukaryota; Fungi; Ascomycota; Sordariomycetes; Glomerellales; Glomerellaceae. Gene Ontology annotation, cellular component: cytoplasm. The transcript has a single exon.